Messenger RNA from Branchiostoma floridae (Florida lancelet), 956 nucleotides. RefSeq lists its product as uncharacterized. The transcript has 2 exons. NCBI's taxonomy places the organism in Eukaryota, Metazoa, Chordata, Leptocardii, Amphioxiformes, Branchiostomatidae. The record is from RefSeq and is a predicted model, not a curated record. The coding region runs from base 132 to 458 and encodes 108 amino acids.
CAUUGAAUGCAGGAAUUUAUAGCUGUAGGCUGUUUCGUAAGUGCAACCAUCGUGACUACAUGUAUUCAGUAUGUUUGUAUAUCUUCCAUAGCUGUGUCUUGUUCGACUGGUUCUUCUCUGUCGUAUGAAACAUGGAGACACUUGUCACUACUCGCGGCUUUCUUAAAGUCACAAUAUUUGCUGUUGUUGUCCAUCUACUGGUGAGAGAGUUUCGGCAGCGGCUGGACGCGGAUGUGGCCGUGAUGAUCCCGCCGUGCGCGCGGCCCCAGCCGGUCGGGGUGGAUGUGACGGGAGGCCCGUACACACACGGGGCUGUCGCCGCCGACGCGAUGGAAUGUUCUGCCAUCGGCAGGGACAUCCUGAAGAAGGGCGGUUCGGCUGUGGACAGUUCUGACUGGUGUAACUGUGUUUUACAGGGACAUCCUGAAGAAGGGUGGUUCGGCUGUGGACAGUUCUGACUGGUGUAACUGUGUUUUACAGGGACAUCCUGAAGAAGGGUGGUUCGGCUGUGGACAGUUCUGACUGGUGUUGUGUUUUACAGGGACAUCCUGAAGAAGGGUGGUUCCGCUGUGGACAGUACUGACUGGUGUAACUGUGUUUUACAGGGACAUCCUGAAGAAGGGUGGUUCCGCUGUGGACAGUACUGACUGGUGUUGUGUUUUACAGGGACAUCCUGAAGAAGGGUGGUUCGGCUGUGGACAGUUCUGACUGGUGUUGUGUUUUACAGGGACAUCCUGAAGAAGGGCGGUUCGGCUGUGGACAGUUCUGACUGGUGUAACUGUGUUUUACAGGGACAUCCUGAAGAAGGGCGGUUCGGCUGUGGACAGUUCUGACUGGUGUAACUGUGUUUUACAGGGACAUCCUGAAGAAGGGUGGUUCGGCUGUGGACAGUACUGACUGGUGUAACUGUGUUUUACAGGGACAUCCUGAAGAAGGGCGGUUCGGCUGUGGACAGU